Molecule: messenger RNA, 339 nt
Organism: Pyricularia oryzae 70-15
Lineage: Eukaryota; Fungi; Ascomycota; Sordariomycetes; Magnaporthales; Pyriculariaceae
Exons: 4
Coding region: 1-339 (112 amino acids)
Source: RefSeq, a predicted model, not a curated record
AUGGGGCAGACGUGGAACGAGCAAUAUACUGUGAUGCGUUCCAGGGCCGUGUUGGGCUCAAUCAAAAAGGGACUGCUCGCCCGUCUAGGCAAUUCCGUUCUCACAUACGUAGUACCUUGGUUAAAACUGCCGAAGUUUGCUAUGGAAUGCGGAAAGUUUGAGAAUGGGGGCUACAACACCCAAGGCUUGAGGGUCUGUCUUGGCGACCAGUUUGAAAACCAUUCGGCGCGAGGUGCAUUGCGUUUGUUCUCCUUGCUCCAUGGGCAAGUAAUAUGCAGUCUCCGUAGGCAGUAUGGAUCCAUUUCGGCCAGGGCAGGGACCGACCGGCCGACCUUUUGA